GACCAAACGCUGUCAAAUCUUUUAAUGCUCCUGUGUUUGACACCUUUUUCAAGACACAUACAGAGCAAUGACACCCCCGAGGUUAACACCCGAUUCAAAACACAGACCCACUGCACAGCCCCCCACCUCUGGAAGCAGGAUUUCAAUUACAUGGCUGAGUGAUGCCUUUCUGAGGCAACAAAAGGCAGAUCCGGUUGGUUGGGAUGGAAACAGAGUCAGGGGGUGAGACAGAGCUGGGGAACAGGAGUGAGAUGAAGAUCAUCAGAGACUGUAAGCACCUGGAGGUCCACCCCACAUGUUUCACACCAUGUCAGCUGUGACCAAUCAGCCUCUUCCCUUUGAUCGGCUGGAGCGAGAGCAGCACAUACAGAUGAUCUUCAGUGCUUUCAAGAACCGCCAGGAGCCUUCGUGUCAAUGCCACAUUCACUCGCCUGGACCCAAACCACAACAAACACCUCCUGAGUGGGAAUCUCCUGGGACAAAGACGGAGAAAAUGCAGCUACCAGGAAAAGCGAACACGCUGGGGGUGGAAGACCAGUUACCUGGAAGUGCGGCGGGAUCACACUUCAUGUCUGCACUGGAAACAGUCAGUCAUAUACAUAUCACCGCCCGGCCAGAGCUGCAAGGUCCACAGUGUGUUCCCAGGAGGAUCUACAGCAUCACCACAGGAGGCAGUAGGUUGCAGUUAAUUGUGGUUGUGGAAGAGACCUCCUGUGUGUGUCUCCAGUGUUGCGGUCCAGCUCGGGCCUGUACUUUGCUGGGCUACGACAGUCAGGACCGCCAGGUCUUUUAUUUUGAAAGGCCCCUAAGGGUGGAUGCCUGCUGCUUCGGCUGCUGCCUGAUGGAGAUGAGGGCCUACACACCUCAAAAACAUCUCAUUGGCACCGUAUGUCAGAGGUGGAGCAUGUUCACCCCUCUCUUGGAAGUGUGUGAUGCAGAUGGAGCAUCUAGCAUCAGAAUCCAAGGCUCCUGCUGUCCAUGCCGCUGUUUCUCCAACCAACAGUUCCAGAUUGUCUCCAACACUGGGGAAAAAAUGGGCACAAUAUGGAAGAAGUGGCCUGGCUUCAAUGAAGAACACAACAUGGACCAUGAAUAUUUUGGGUUGGAGGUGCCACUGAGUAUGGAGUCACACACUAAACUGCUGCUGCUGGCAGCCACCUUCUUGUUGAAUCACAUGUUCUUUGAAAUGAGCUGACUGAUGCACAGGAUCAAUGAGCCAAGUUGGUUGGUGGAACCAGAGACUGCAACAUUGAAUUGUGUUUGUAAAACAGCAUAGUUGCAGCAUACAUUCAUGAAAGAAAAUGACAGUGAACCAGCUUUAGCAGCAGAUGCAUAUUUGACAUUUAUUGCUAUAAUCCAUCAGGUGUGAAUCCAGCAGAAUUUCUUCACUUUUGAUAAACACUCAUCAUCACACCACCAAACAUGGGCAGCAUAACAGUUUUUCAACAAACUAUAGAUGCUUUUUUUUUUCCAAACAAAAUAUACCCCUUCCAAAGAAUUAA
Scatophagus argus is the source of this 1502-nucleotide messenger RNA. Its product is annotated as phospholipid scramblase family member 5. Bases 296 to 1195 code for a protein of 299 amino acids. Gene Ontology annotation, biological process: plasma membrane phospholipid scrambling. NCBI's taxonomy places the organism in Eukaryota, Metazoa, Chordata, Actinopteri, Scatophagidae. Gene Ontology annotation, cellular component: plasma membrane. The transcript has 9 exons. Gene Ontology annotation, molecular function: phospholipid scramblase activity. The record is from RefSeq and is a predicted model, not a curated record.